Molecule: messenger RNA, 885 nt
Organism: Entamoeba histolytica HM-1:IMSS
Lineage: Eukaryota; Evosea; Mastigamoebida; Endamoebidae
Exons: 1
Coding region: 1-885 (294 amino acids)
Source: RefSeq, a predicted model, not a curated record
AUGUCAGAAAGUAAAUCCUCAACAUCUUCGUCAUCAUCUCCAUUUUCUUCUGUCUCUUCUUCGUCUGUCUCUUCUUCUCAAAUUUUAGAUAAUAAAGAAAUAGAUGAACAAAUGUCAGAAAGUGAAUCAUCUUCUUCAAGUAAUGAGUCUACAGUUAAAAAUACAACUAAGGUUAAACCAUUAUCUGAUUCUUCUUUAAAUAUUAAAUCAAAACCACAUCCCAUGUCAGAAAGUGAAACCUCCUCAUCUGGUUCAAGUAGUAAAUCAUCAAGUGAGUCAUCAUCAUCCACCCAUCCAAGUAUUAAAGAAGUUGAAAAACCUACAAUGGAAAUUGAGUCAAAACUAAGCGAUCAACCAGUUAUAAAAACAACACUUAAUAAGAGUCAAGAAUCUAAUAGUCAAGAAUUGUUAUCACAAUCAGUACCUUCAACAAAUAAGCAGACUGCAACAGAAUUAUCUGAAAACGACUCUUCUUCAGAUAAUAAAGUUACAAAAGAAAUGUCAGAAGAUUUAUCAAUAGAUUUGGAAAAAGAUGAUGAAGUUAGCACAGGUGAUGAUAAAAGUAGUGAAGAAGACAAUAUAACUAGUGAAGAAGAAGAUAAAAGUAGUGAAGAAGAAGAUAAAAGUAGUGAAGAAGAGGAUGGUAGUUAUAGCAUUGAUGAAGAAGAACGAAUUGCAAACCAAAAUAAAAAAUAUUUAACACAACUAUUAAAAGAAUUUGGGGAUGAUGUAAAUGAAUUAAGAAUGAAAGCAACAUCAUUUAAAGCAGUAAAUAUUGAAGAGAUUACUUCUGCAUUAAGUCAAGGUAUUAACAUGUUUUCUGAUUUAGAGUUAGAACUACUUGGAAAGGAAUGUGUUAUUCCUUCAAGCUUGAAUCAAAGUUGA